Musca vetustissima is the source of this 1995-nucleotide messenger RNA. RefSeq names its product leucine-rich repeat protein soc-2 homolog (gene Sur-8). The coding region runs from base 95 to 1939 and encodes 614 amino acids. The transcript has 3 exons. NCBI's taxonomy places the organism in Eukaryota, Metazoa, Arthropoda, Insecta, Diptera, Muscidae. Gene Ontology annotation, molecular function: protein binding. The record is from RefSeq and is a predicted model, not a curated record.
UCAUUGUUGUUUUUUUCGUCUGGAAUUGUGAAAAUAAACAUAUUUCGUUUUGGGCGGCAAAUUGUCUUUACCAAACGUAAAACUGGGAAAAAUUAUGAACUUGUGUUCAUCGGUGGGUGCAACAGCAUCAUCGACAUCGUUAGCAUCGGACGAUUUACAACAAGAGACAACAACUGCCUGUGCGGGCGGUGGCGGUGGUGGUGGUGCUGUAACACUAACAACUAAUUGUUUUGGCAAUCUAAGUGCACCCACAUUACUAGGAUCAUCAUCAGUGGCGGGGUCGUCAUCAUCAUCAUCCACACAUCAUAAUCAGCAGCAUCAUCAUCAGGGAAGCAGUAGUUCAAAUAACAACGAAAUGCCACCAGAGACCAGACCCAAAAUGGUGACUGUAAAGCACCCCGAAUCAAAUAAACCCAAGCCGACAAUGAAAAAACCCAAACCCAUACAGGCGGAUCAGGAUGUAUUAAAGGCACUGCAGAGGUGUCGAGAUGAAGGAAUUAAACGCUUGGAUUUAAGUAAAUCCUCAAUAACUGUCAUACCGCCCAGCGUCAAAGAUUGUGUCCACCUAACGGAAUUGUAUUUGUAUAGCAACAAAAUCGGUCAAUUGCCCCAAGAAAUUGGACAUUUGGUGAAUUUGAAAACGUUGGCUUUAAAUGAAAACUCACUGACUUCGCUGCCGGAUUCACUGCAGCAUUGCAAACAAUUAAAGGUGCUCGAUUUGAGACACAAUAAACUGGCCGAAAUACCAGCCGUUAUAUAUAAACUACGUUCUCUCACCACGCUGUAUUUGCGUUUCAAUCGCAUCACCACGGUGGCCAAUGAUCUGCGCAAUCUGACCAACCUAACCAUGUUGAGUUUGCGAGAGAAUAAAAUACGGGUGCUGGGCGAUUGUAUAGGAGCUUUGGUCAAUUUGACCACCCUAGAUGUUAGUCACAAUCAUUUGGAACAUUUGCCCGAGGACAUUGGAAACUGUGUUAAUUUGAGUGCUUUGGAUUUGCAGCACAAUGAACUGCUGGACAUACCCGAAAGUAUUGGAAAUUUAAAAAAUCUCGUGCGACUGGGUUUGCGAUAUAAUCGCCUGAGUUGCAUACCCAACUCGCUGAAGAACUGUAAAUGCAUGGAUGAAUUCAAUGUGGAGGGUAACAGUAUUACACAACUGCCUGAUGGUCUGCUGGCGUCACUGAGUGCUCUGACUACCAUCACCUUAUCGCGUAACGCUUUCAGUAGCUAUCCCACAGGUGGGCCGGCGCAAUUCACAAACGUGUAUAGUAUUAAUUUGGAACACAAUCGCAUUGACAAAAUACCCUAUGGUAUAUUCUCACGGGCCAAGGGUCUCACCAAAUUGAAUAUGAAAGAGAAUGUCCUGACCGCAUUGCCAUUAGAUGUGGGCACCUGGGUCAACAUGGUGGAGCUCAAUCUGGCCACAAAUGCUCUGCAAAAGCUGCCCGACGACAUUAUGAAUUUACAAAAUCUCGAAAUUCUAAUACUAUCCAAUAAUAUGCUCAAAAAGAUACCCAAUACGAUUGGACAAUUGCGUAAGCUGCGCAUACUCGACCUCGAGGAGAAUCGUAUCGAAGUGCUGCCCAAUGAAAUUGGCCUACUGCAUGAACUGCAAAAACUCAUUCUCCAAACCAAUCAAAUAUCUAUGCUGCCGCGUAGCAUUGGCCAUCUGACAAAUCUAACACACUUAUCUGUAAGUGAAAAUAAUUUACAAUUCUUACCCGAAGAAAUUGGUUCCUUGGAGAAUUUGGAAAAUCUCUAUAUCAAUCAGAAUCCUUGUUUGGAGAAACUGCCCUAUGAACUGGCGCUGUGUACAAAUUUAAAAUAUCUCAACAUUGACAAGUGUCCAUUGAGUACCAUACCGCCAGAGAUACAGGCGGGUGGUCCCUCCUUGGUAUUACAAUGGCUAAAAAUGCAUUCUCCAUAUCGGCAAAUGUGAGUGGAUGGAGUAUUGCGUACAUAUUACGUAGGCAAUCCAUAUUACUACCACCAUCA